UGCCCAUUGGUCGGCUCGGCCGGCGGCGCGCUCCCAUUGGCCGGCGCGGGUGCCAGUCGCGGCGCGGCCGCCGCCGGGCCGCCGUGCCGGUGGAUGUCAAAGGCUGGCGCGGCGGCGGCGGCACAGUAUAACUCGUGGGGCUGCCGCGGCCAUGGCCACAGCCGCCUCCAACCCCUACGGCCUGCUGGGCGCCGGCGCGCUCGCCCACGCCGAGGGCGCGGGCAUGCAGCAGGGCAGCCCGUUCCGCAGCCCGCAGAAGCUGCUGCAGAGCGAGUACCUGCAGGGCGUCCCCGGCAAUGGGCACCCGCUGGGGCAUCACUGGGUGACCAGCCUGAGCGACGGCGCGCCCUGGCCCGCGGCGCUGGCGGGCGGCCCGCUGGAGCAGCCCGACGUGAAGCCGGGCCGCGAGGACCUGCAGCUGGGCGCCAUCAUCCACCACCGCUCGCCCCACGUCUCCCACCACUCGCCCCACGCCAACCACCCCAGCGCCUGGGGCGCCAGCCCGGCUCACAGCGCCUCGCUGGCCGCCCCCCCCGCCGCCGCCGCCGCCGCCGCCGCCGGGCAGCCCCUGAGCGUGUACUCGCAGGGCGGGUUCGCGGUGGGCGGCAUGCUGGAGCACGGCGGGCUCACCCCGCCGCCCGCCGCCGCCGCCGGCCAGGGCUUGCACCCGGGGCUGCGCGGCGAGGCCGGCGGCGAGCACGGCGAGCUGGGCGGCCACCACUGCCAGGACCACUCGGACGAGGAGACGCCGACCUCGGACGAGCUGGAGCAGUUCGCCAAGCAGUUCAAGCAGCGCCGCAUCAAGCUGGGCUUCACCCAGGCCGACGUAGGGCUGGCGCUGGGCACCCUGUACGGGAACGUCUUCUCGCAGACCACCAUCUGCCGCUUCGAGGCCCUGCAGCUCAGCUUCAAGAACAUGUGCAAGCUGAAGCCGCUGCUGAACAAGUGGCUGGAGGAGGCCGACUCCUCCACCGGCAGCCCCACGAGCAUCGACAAGAUCGCGGCGCAGGGGAGGAAGAGGAAGAAGCGGACCUCCAUCGAGGUGAGUGUCAAGGGCGUGCUGGAGACGCACUUCCUCAAGUGCCCCAAGCCGGCCGCCCAGGAGAUCUCCUCGCUGGCGGACAGCCUGCAGCUGGAGAAGGAGGUGGUGCGGGUCUGGUUCUGCAACCGGCGGCAGAAGGAGAAGCGGAUGACCCCGCCGGGCGAGCAGCCUCAGCACGACGUGUACUCGCACGGCGUGAAAACGGACACGGCCUGCCACGACCUCUGACCGCGGGCUCCGGCCACGGGACUGCCCGGCCGCGGGACUGCCCGCCGGGCUUUAACUUAUGGUUUCGGGAGACGCGGCGAGGGGUCCCCGCCCGCCGCCGCCUCGGCAAUAUUAUUAUUUCUUUUUUUUUUUUUUUUUUUUUUUCCUCUCUCCGCUGAUCACACACGGUGUUUACUC
Molecule: messenger RNA, 1447 nt
Organism: Poecile atricapillus (Black-capped chickadee)
Lineage: Eukaryota; Metazoa; Chordata; Aves; Passeriformes; Paridae
Gene: POU3F4
Product: POU class 3 homeobox 4
Exons: 1
Coding region: 152-1270 (372 amino acids)
Biological process (GO): brain development; regulation of transcription by RNA polymerase II
Cellular component (GO): nucleus
Molecular function (GO): DNA-binding transcription factor activity, RNA polymerase II-specific; RNA polymerase II cis-regulatory region sequence-specific DNA binding
Source: RefSeq, a predicted model, not a curated record